UUUUCUCAUUUGUAGAACGGCUUAUUAUAUGAAAACGUCUACCAACCAGUCCCCGGAUCGGAUCUCGUACUCGGCCAUACCGCACCCCAACAUAUCAACUCCCAGCACCGACUUAUCAUUUUUUUUCUUGAUAAGUCACAUCAGCAACGUACUAGAUCACCCCAGUUGUACUCCAUACCCACGUCCCUUUACUUCGCCGUCGGACGUAUCAUCCACAGGACACUUAAGACCCUUUCGUUGCUCCUAAUCCAUUAAAACUCGAAUUAUAAACAAGAUGACAUUCUUCACUAAUCUUGAGGCAUUUUUCUCCUCGUAUAUCGAGCUUCUGUCAUCCCCUAAGUUCUGGUGGUACACCUUCUGGGCGCUGUGGGUCCAUCGCUAUUUGCGCCUCAUCGUUCACACUUUUAGUCAUUGGUUGUACAAGUCAAAACCCAUACCCGAUAAACCAAGCUUCACUGCCGACGAUGUCACAGUCAUCAUUCCCACCAUUCAUAAUGUUUUUGAAGAGCUCCGUGCCUCGCUAGAAAGCAUCCUGGCUUGUAGACCCGCUGAGCUAAUCCUGGUUACGACCGUAGACAAGCAUGAGGGGCUGAAGAAGCUUGCCAAGAGUCUUUCUACCCCAAACGUCCGCGUGCUCUUCACCCCAAUUGCCAAUAAGCGACUCCAGGUCUGCGAAGCUCUCCCAAAGGUUAACACGGCCAUCACUGUCAUGGCCGACGACGAUGUCACAUGGCCACCCACGCUUCUACCUUGGAUCCUAGCUCCCUUCGAAGACCCUAAGAUGGGAGGUGUGGGGACUUGCCAACGAGUACGGAGAGAGCCAGAUGGGUCUUGGUCCACGCAAAUCUGGAACUGGCUGGGCGCGGCUUAUAUCGAGCGACGCAAUUUUGAAAUCUCGGCAACGCACAACAUUGACGGCGGUACCUCCUGCAUGUCCGGUCGGACCGGGGCCUACCGCUCGGAAAUCUUGUCGAGCCACGAUUUCCUCGAGGGUUUUCAAACGGAGCGCUGGCGUCGUUACGGGCUAAAUGCCGACGACGACAACUUCGUAACUCGAUGGCUUGUCAACCACCAGUGGAAGACCUGGAUACAGUACGAGCCAGAGUGCGAGAUUGAAACAACCUUGGAGAACAGCCACAAAUUUCUCUACCAGUGUUCUAGAUGGUCACGUAGCAACUGGCGUAGUAACUACACCAGCCUGUUUCGUGAGCGAUACGUUCUCACUCAACAGCCGUGGUGCACUUACGCCCUGCACAUCGCCACUUUCACGUCUCUUGCAUUUAUUGUAGACCCUCUUUUGUCACUCGCGCUUUGGUGGGGAACCGAGGGGUGGCAUAUGGACACUCGCCGAAAUCUGUUCUGGGCACAGAUCAUCUUCUUGUUUGCAUACACGAAAGUUAUCAAAUUGGUUGGUCUCUUCCGACGACAACCAAGCGACAUUAAAUUCCUUCCCAUAUCCAUUCUUUUUGGCUGGUUCCAUGGUCUCAUCAAGCUCUGGGCUCUAUUCACACUCAACAUGACCUCUUGGGGCAGUCGGCCUGACGGUGAUGCUAACGAUGCAUCUCGUAUGGUGCCGCAUCCACCCAAGAGCGAUAGUAUCGUGACUCCGCAGCCACGACCCGAUGAUUUGGACCGCAUUAUUAACGAUAAACAGCGCCAUGCAGCACAUGGAUUGUCUGAGAAGAAGGCCAUUGCAGUUUCGGAAGCAGAAAUGCGACCGACUGCAGUCGUAGCUGGAUUCACGUAAUAUGCUGGGUUAUUCAGGCCCAACCUCAAUUUCUCUCGACCUUUAUCAAUUCGUGUGCAUUCGAUGAAACCUGAAGUUAUGAUUCAUGAAUGCUCUGUUACUCCAGUGCAUAGGUUUAAAAUUUUCGGUUCCUUAAAUAGGAGCGGUACCACCAGCGUAUUCCCAGAACAUAAUACUGUUGUUCCAUCCGGUCGGCA
This is a messenger RNA of Xylaria bambusicola, 1944 nucleotides long. Its product is annotated as glycosyltransferase family 2 protein. NCBI's taxonomy places the organism in Eukaryota, Fungi, Ascomycota, Sordariomycetes, Xylariales, Xylariaceae. The record is from RefSeq and is a predicted model, not a curated record. The transcript is spliced from 4 exons. The coding region runs from base 275 to 1747 and encodes 490 amino acids.